AUGAACAACGAGCAAUUCCGCCGGCUACUUCUCGACAAUAACCGAUCAUCCAAAUCAACUAGCGCGAGUCCGACCGGCUUCUCGCAUGCAGGAAAACAUGGCGCUGCUUCACCGCAAGGUGGGAGCGAUAGCGGUGGACAGACACCGAAACCAGCGCAGGCAUUGCUGGGCUCGCGGAUGCGCUCGAGCAUCCCUAUGACACCACGCACUCUGACAGCCCCUAACUUCGCAUCGCAGCUAGCCGAAUACCGACGCGAGCGCGACGGGAAGCCACCACCGAACAAAAAGUUCAAGUCUUCCGCUGCUCCCAAGGGAACGAAGCUACCAGUUGGGUAUGAAGACCGCGCCGCGGCGCGACUACGCGAGAGCGAGGACGCCAAAUCUGCUGAGCGCGAGGCGGAGUUGAAAGGACUGGAAGAGAAGUUCAAGGAGGGUCUUAUUGAUGAGGAGACGCUUACGAGGUCACGCAGGGAGCUUGGGGUUGGAGGGGACUUGAGCAGUACGCAUAUGGUUAAGGGGUUGGAUUGGGAUUUGCUGAGGAGGAUCAAAGCCGGAGAGGAUGUUGAGCGGACGAAGGAGAAGAGGGAUGAAGAGGGAGACGGAGGAGCAGCUGCUGAUGAUGAGCCCGAGAAAGAGGUAGACGUGGAUGAGGAGUUUGAUAAAGUGCUCGAGCAAAAGGGGGGUGAAUCCCUGCCGUCUGCGCCGAAAGGAAAGGAGAAGAAAAGGGGAAAUAUGGCGCCGCCGCCAGCGCCUACUCAAACUCAGAGAAAGACGCGCGAUGAGAUUCUACGAGAACUGAAAGCGAGCAGGGCGGCUGCUUCUGCCCCUGCAGCUGCCCAAGCGCCAGAAUCCGUUCUCGGUGCGCGGUUCAAGAAGAUUGGGGAUACGAAGCCAGAGAAGAAGCGGUUCAUCGAGCAGGACGAGAACGGCCGGCGAAGGGAAGUCCUCCUGAUUACGGACGCGGAUGGCAAGACGAAGAGGAAAACCAGAUGGCUGGAUAAAGCGGGGACCACGGCGCCUGCCACAGCCACAGCCACCGCUGGCGAUCCCGUCUCGGAGAAGGAGAAGGAAUCCAAGCCAAAACCUCUAGGAAUGGAAGUGCCGGCCGACGUUGCCGCCAAGAUCAAAGCCGCCCAGACUGCGGAAGAAGAAGACGAUGAUAUCUUCGAAGGCGUGGGUGCUGACUACAAUCCUCUGGGCGGUGACGGGUCAGAGGAUUCAUCCGAAUCGGAUGAGGAAGAAGGCGACGUGGCAGCUGAAGUGAAGUCACGGCAGGAACUCGGGAAGGAAAAGACAACGGAAGAACCAACCAUGGAGGCGGCCAGAACAGAGCCGGCAAGACCGCGGAACUAUUUCGCAACGGGCAGUACAGGGAAGGAAGCAGAGCAAGUGGAGAGUGACCGUCAUCGCACCAACCCGCUAACCAAGGACCCGACCAUCCUUGCCGCGCUCAAGAGGGCCGCUGCCUUACGACAAGCUGCUGAGGGGUCGGAUCACAUUGCCGACGACGAAGAAGGCGUGGACAAAGAAACGCUCCUCCGACGUAAGAGGUUCCUUGAGGAAGCGCAGCGCCGCGAAGCGCUCGACGCCAUGGACUUGGACUACGGUUUUGGAGGCAGUAGGAUUGAGGAUGACGAGGAUGACGAGGGGAUAGUCCUAGAAUCAGAGCGAGGCGGGAACAAGAGGAAGCGUGGUCCCAAGAAGAGAAAGGGGAAUAAGGACAGUGCGGCAGACGUGCUGGGGGUGCUGGAAGGCCGGAAGAACAAGUGA
Aspergillus nidulans FGSC A4 is the source of this 1770-nucleotide messenger RNA. RefSeq lists its product as uncharacterized. Gene Ontology annotation, cellular component: nucleus. The record is from RefSeq and is a predicted model, not a curated record. Lineage: Eukaryota; Fungi; Ascomycota; Eurotiomycetes; Eurotiales; Aspergillaceae. Bases 1 to 1770 code for a protein of 589 amino acids. The transcript has 2 exons.